UACCUUUAAGCCGGGGCUGCAUGUACCUAGGUUAUCUCCAACCUAGAGUUCUAAGGAGGGUUUUAGUGGUGAAGAAAAAGAAAAUCAGAUUAUUAAACAAAAAAUGAUAAGAGAGCCUCUUAUAUAGCAUACUCGUUUAUGGUAUAACUGCCGGUACGUGUCAAGGAUUCCUUGGCCGAACAAAAAAAUAGAAGAAGCGAAAAAGUUUUGUGGCGACAAUCAAAUUUUCUUUCUUUCUUUCUUUCUUUCAUCUCUCUCUCGAUGGAAGUCCAUAAUUGACAAAGGAAUGAGAAGGAAUCGCUAUGGAAUCAGAGGAGAUUGGGGUCGGAGGAGAUCCGAAGCGGAGGAGAUUGUAUUCCUCUCUGGGAUUCCGAUGGAUUCACAGCAACCAUUGCUGAUGCUCUAAAUCCUAGCCCUGGUUCCCCUCUUCGCAAACUAGAAGAACAGAUCCAGCUUCCUUUGGAUAAGUAUGGCGUCCGAGAUGAUGUCGGAACCACGGCAUUAUUGUUCACUUCGUCGACGAAAAUGGUGUUUAUCAGUUGGUUGUUCCAGCGGUGAAGUCACCUUGUGGGAAGUUAGAUCUAGGGAGAAGGUUGUCACAGAGCCUUUCAAGAUAUGGAAUAUGGAAGCUUGUUGUGUGAACUUCCAGGGUUCUAUUGUCAAGGACCCAUCAAUAUCUGUUAGUCGUGUAUCAUGGAGUCCAGAUGGAAAUUUGAUUGGGGUUGCGUUUACUAAACAUCUGAUCCAUAUAUAUGCUUACCAUGGAUCUGAAUUACGUCAACACCUAGAGCCAUGCCUAUUCCCUUUUCUAUAGGUUAACAUUUUUAUGGAAUCUGCAAAAAGUGAAUAAAUAGUUUGUAUAGAUGGAAUCUGCAGAAAGUGAAUAUAUCUUCUCAUACAAUUUUGUAAACAUAUAUGUCAAAUGUAAUAAUUUCAUAUUCUAGUUUAAA
Molecule: messenger RNA, 950 nt
Organism: Camelina sativa (false flax)
Lineage: Eukaryota; Viridiplantae; Streptophyta; Magnoliopsida; Brassicales; Brassicaceae
Product: topless-related protein 2-like
Biological process (GO): regulation of DNA-templated transcription
Molecular function (GO): protein binding
Source: RefSeq, a predicted model, not a curated record